Molecule: messenger RNA, 831 nt
Organism: Lolium rigidum
Lineage: Eukaryota; Viridiplantae; Streptophyta; Magnoliopsida; Poales; Poaceae
Product: 1-(5-phosphoribosyl)-5-[(5-phosphoribosylamino)methylideneamino] imidazole-4-carboxamide isomerase, chloroplastic-like
Exons: 7
Coding region: 107-718 (203 amino acids)
Biological process (GO): L-tryptophan biosynthetic process; L-histidine biosynthetic process
Cellular component (GO): cytoplasm
Molecular function (GO): 1-(5-phosphoribosyl)-5-[(5-phosphoribosylamino)methylideneamino]imidazole-4-carboxamide isomerase activity
Source: RefSeq, a predicted model, not a curated record
AUCAGAUGACGGAACGGCACUAGUGACAAACUUUGAAUCGGACAAGCCUCCAGCAGAAUUUGCGAAUAUUUAUAAACAGGAUGGACUUGUUGGUGGGCAUGUCAUAAUGCUUGGUGGCGACGAUGCGAGCCGUUCUGCUGCGCUGGAAGCGCUAAAUGCAUAUCCUGGUGGUUUGCAAGUUGGAGGUGGAAUAAAUUUGGAGAAUGCAAUGUCUUACCUUAAUGAAGGGGCAAGUCACGUGAUUGUAACUUCUUAUGUAUUUAGUGAUGGAAAAAUGAACAUCGAAAGACUGACGCAACUUGUCGAGCUUGUUGGGAAGCAAAGGCUUGUUUUGGACCUUAGUUGUCGAAAAAAGGAUGGCAAAUAUGCCAUUGUGACUGACAGAUGGCAGAAGUUCAGUGAUGUCUAUGUGGAUGGGCCAACAUUAGAACGUCUUGCUGCCUAUGCAGAUGAGUUUUUGGUUCAUGGAGUUGAUGUGGAGGGCAAAAGGUUAGGAAUUGACGAGGAACUUGUGGCACUAUUGGGACUCCAUUCACCUAUCCCAACAACAUACGCCGGAGGUGUGUCGACAAUGGACGACUUGGAGAGGAUAAAGCAAGCAGGCAAAAGUCGGGUCGAUGUUACUGUCGGGAGUGCCCUAGACAUAUUCGGGGGAGAUUUGCCCUACAGUAAAGUUGUCCGUUGGCACUCGGAGCAAAGAAUGGUUAGCCAGCGGUGAAGAAGUGAGAUGCCUUGUUUGCAAACAUUAUUGUGAACAGUUAAGUGGAUCUUUAUGUGCCAUGUUAAAGUUGAAGCAGAGAUGAAUUCAGUAUCAUAGAUGGAUUCGCAUGA